GUGACGUCAGCAUUUCCACUUCCGGGUCAUGCGUCCUCAUGCGAGCAGCAUGGCGUCCAAAAACAAGUACGGAAAAAAGUCGAAAGCUGGUAAAAACUGGACAAGUCAGCCCGAAGAGAACAGAAUGGAGGAGGAAAACUGCGACGAAGGGAACAACAAUACAAACAUGGUAGCCAGUAGACGCCAGGCGGGGGCGGACGGGUUCAGUCUGGAGGAAGUUCUGUGGCUCGGUGGCACUCAGACCGACUUCAUGCUCCUGUCCAACUUGGACGCGUCCGCUGACAUGGUGGACGGAGGGAAGAAAGGUGCCAUAGACGACCUGGAGGAAGGAGAACUGGAGAAGUUCAUCACUAAAUUGGGCAUUCAGCAGCUUGCCAACCUGACGGUCCUCCCAGACGAGACGGAGGAAGAAGCAAUUCCUAAGAAGGAGCUUCCAAAGUCCAAAGCGGAGAAACCUGCUGAGGAAAAUGCUUCCAAGCCAGAGCAGCGGCUUCCUGAGGUGCAGAAGAAGAAGAAGAAGAAGAAGAAGAAGGAGAAGACGAAAGGAGCGGCGGUGGCCACAACAUCUGGGAAACGGAGCAAACAAAACGUGUUUGAGUUCCGUCAGAGGAACGUCCUGCUGGUCAAACCCGGAGGGAAAUGGUUUGACUUAGAAUACAGCGCCGAGGGUUCCACUGUCCCGCAGGAUCCCGGCAUGGUGUCGUCCUACAAGACGCUGGCGCAGCAACUGUACGAGGCCGACGUGGAGCUCUACAAGAGCAAGAAGAACCAGAAAGGAGCCAACUCUACCUGGAUGAAGACGGUGGUGUCGGCCGGCGUUCUGGCCGACAGGAUGGCGGCAAUGACGGUUCUGAUCCAAGACACGCCAGUGCACAUGCUAGAGCACGUGGAGAGCCUGGUGUCCAUGGUGAAGAAGAAGGGCAAUCGGCGGAUGGGGCUGAUGGCGCUGGAGACGCUGCGGGAGUUGCUCCUGUCCGACCUGCUGCCGGAAAACAGGAAGCUACGGCCUUUCGACCAGCACCCGUUUGACACGCUGGAGGAGCUGGCGAGCGGCAACCGCGAUGCCCGCGACCGCCGUCUGCUCCUCUGGUACUUCGAGCACCACCUAAAGCACCACGUGGCGCAGUUCGUGGCGGCGCUGGACGCGUUGGCUCACGACACGGUGGCGGCCACCAAGGCCAAGGCGCUGGCCACUGCGUACGAGCUGCUGUGCCAGCGCCCCGAGCAGGAGCGGGCGCUGCUUAUCCAGCUGGUCAACAAGCUGGGCGACCCAGAGUACAAGAUGGCGGCCAAGGCCUCGCACCUGCUGGAGACGCUGCUGCACCGGCACCCCAACAUGAAGGUGGUGGUGUGCUGCGAGGUGGAGCGCCUCAUGUUCCGCGCUAACAUCAGCGCCAAGGCGCAGUACUACGCCGUGUGCUUCCUCAGCCAAGUGCACCUGAGCCACGACGAGGAAGCGUUGGCGGCCAAACUCAUCGCCGUCUACUUCUCCUUCUUCCGAGCCUGCGUCAGCAAGAAGGACGUCGAGUCCAAGAUGCUCAGCGUGCUGCUGUCGGGCGUCAACCGGGCGUAUCCGUAUGCCGGGACCGGAGACGAGAAGGUGAAGGAGCAGAUGGACACGCUGUUCAAGGUGGUGCACCUGGUCAAGUUCAACACGGCCGUGCAGGCGCUCAUGCUGCUCUUCCAGGUCAUGGACGCCCAGCAGAGCGUCUCUGACCGCUACUACGUGGCCUUGUACAGGAAGCUUCUGGAUGCGGGUCUGUCGACAUCAUCUCGUCAAAACAUGUUCCUCAACUUGCUGUACAAAUCCCUGAAAGCCGACACGGUGCUGCGUCGCAUCAAAGCCUUCGUCAAGCGUCUGCUGCAGGUCAGCGCAGAGCAGGGCGCCACCUUCGCCUGCGGCGCCCUCUUCCUCGUGUCCGAGGUCAUGCGCGCCAAGCCGGGACUCAAGACGUUGCUGCAGGAGGAAGGAGAUGCAGAAGAGUCAUUCAAAGACCUUCCUGACGAAAAGGAGGAUGAUGAUGAUGAUGAAGAGGAGCACUUCACCGACGCCGACAAGGUGGAAGAAGCGACAGCAAGCGUGCAGAAGUCCAAACCUGCGGCAUCGUGGGUACAUCAUCAGAACCUGGAAGGCAGUAAACAAGUGAAGACGUAUGAGCUGCUGCACAGGAAUCCGUUAUUCUGCGGCGCAGACCACAGCGCAUUGUGGGAACUCCACAGAUUGGCGCUACACUUUCACCCGUCAGUGUCGCUCUUUGCUAAAACUCUUCUGCAGGAGGACUUCAUCCAGUACUCGGGAGACCCCCUGCAGGACUUCACCCUCAUGCGCUUCCUUGACAGAUUUGUCUUCAGAAACCCAAAACAGACCAAGGGCAAACAGAACACAGACACUUCAGUGAUGCAGCCCAAACAGAGAUCACAUGGCAUAUCUUUAGCAGUGAACAGUGAAGAGUUUCUGUGUAAAGAAGAAACUCAGAUUUCUGUGGAUGAAAUCUUCUUUUAUCGCUUCUUCAAGAAGCGUCAGCAGGAGAGGCGUCUUCACCGGCCUAAAACGGACGACGACAACGAAAGCGUGGAGGACGUAAACGACGACGAGUUUGAGAAGAUCCUCGACUCAUGUGAAGCAGACUCGUACUUCAUCGAGUUCCCAGAUGAAGACUUGGACUUUGCUGGGAACGUGAAAGGCGGCAAAAGAAAAAAAGGCGCCAAGGAUGCGGACAACUCUGACGACUCGGACUUGGACAACCUGGAUGACGAGGAGGUGUCGCUGGGCAGCAUGGACGAGGAAGACUUCGAAAAAGACGGUGACGAACACGGAGGAACCUUCAUGGAUCCUGACGGAGAUGAUGAUGAAGAAGUUCCAGAGCUUGAAGCCGAUGAUGAAGAUGUUGACUUUGAUGAUGAAGUUGACGUUCCAGACGUGACGCCGCGUUCCAAGAAAGUCAAAAGGAAGUCGACAGAGGAGCUCGACUUCUCGCAAACUUUCGGCUCCAAAGCAGGAAAGAAGAAAAAGAAAGGAGAAAAAGACACAGCCGUUUUUGCAGCCGCCGAGGAGUUUGGAUGCCUGCUGGAAAACAACGCCGGCGCCAAGUUUGACAACAUUGGACUUAAUGCCAUGGCCAAUACCGACAAAGCAGGCGUGAAGCAGCUGAAGUGGGAGAGCCAACGUGACGACUGGAUCCAUGACCGUGAUGCCAAGACGCUACGCAGGAAGAAGGCCAUGUUCAACAAGAGGAAGCAGUUUGGACGGGGGAAGAUGUUGAUGACGAUUACGAAGGGGAACAAGAAGAAGAGGAAGUAG
This is a messenger RNA of Phyllopteryx taeniolatus (common seadragon), 3301 nucleotides long. RefSeq names its product CCAAT enhancer binding protein zeta (gene cebpz). NCBI's taxonomy places the organism in Eukaryota, Metazoa, Chordata, Actinopteri, Syngnathiformes, Syngnathidae. Gene Ontology annotation, cellular component: nucleus. The transcript is spliced from 17 exons. The record is from RefSeq and is a predicted model, not a curated record. Bases 29 to 3301 code for a protein of 1090 amino acids.